CUCGACGUCUGUGUUGGGAAAGGGCUCUGACAGAAGAGAGUACAGGGAACCGGACAACUACGAGUAUCUGGCUUAUAAAGAGACCGAUAGCCGACACACAACGGGCCGGACUCCACCUGGACACGAAAAGGUGUAUGCGCCCUGAGAAGGAUUAUAAACCUACGUUUCCUUCCCAUUUAGACAGCAUCUGACCUGUUUUUCUUCGCACUUUAAGUCUCCCGUUUGUGCGGUUAUUACUGUGGAUUUUAUUAAGGAUGGCUCAGUCUCAGGAUCAUUUAUUCUGGUGUUUUUAUUCGAUCUAGUAUGGAUUUAUCAUAAAAUAAAACACUGUCUUUUUUUUCCGGAUUACCCACUUUUGGAGAACUUUUACGCACAGCCUUGGUGUGUUUGGAUGACUCUGCAAAUCGUUGCUGCUAGCUUUUUGAAGUACUUUGGAAACUUUUUUGCAGACUAUUAUUCAUUUCAGGCUACACAUUAAUGCAGGUUGACUGAUUUCUCAAGUGAAUCAUCAGUAUCACAUCUCGCCUCUUGGCUGUACCCGUAAUAGCAACACAGAUCGCUUAACACUUUUCUCAGACUGACACUGGUGCCUCCUAAACUGGGGUUGGUGCCUUAUAUGAUCUUUCUCCAUUUCUUUUGAGAAGUUUCUCAACUCUGGGCGACAAUAUUAUCUGCCGUCCGAAAUGCUGCCUCUGUCCCCUCUGUUGCUCCUUGUUUUCCCCGCUGCGCUCUUUGUGGCCGCGCAAGGCGCCGGUGACCUCCAGGGUUUCACCCUCCCCGGUGGGAGCGCAGGUUUCGACCCAACAGACCCCUGCAUGGCGGUGUCUCCACCAUGUAUGAGCGAGGCAGAUCGCUACAGCCUGGAGGCCCUGCGUAGCAUCCAUCAGAUGAUGGAUGAUGACCAGGAUGGAGGGAUUGAGGUGGAAGAGAGUGUGGAGUUCAUCAUUGAAGACAUGAAGCAGCAGCAGACCAACAAGCACAGCAACCUGCACAGAGAAGACCAACACAUCACAGUUGAGGAGCUCUGGAGGGGCUGGAAGUCGUCUGAAGUACACAAUUGGACUCAAGAUGAGGUGCUUCGUUGGCUGAAGGAGUUUGUUGAGUUGCCACAGUAUGAGAGAAACUUUAAAGACUUUAAGGUCAAUGGAAACACACUCCCCAGGAUUGCAGCUAAUGAGCCCUCAUUCCUGAGUGGCCAUCUGAGGGUUCAGGACCAGAGAGAUAAACAGAAGCUCAACAUCAAAGCUCUGGACGUUGUCCUGUUUGGGCCACCCACACGCCCUCCUCAUAAUUACAUGAAGGACCUGCUCCUAAUUGUGUCAGUGGUGAUGGGAGUUGGAGGCUGCUGGUUUGCCCAGGCCCAGAACAAAGCCAGUAAAGUCCACAUAGCCAAGAUGAUUAAAGAUUUGGAAAGUCUCCAGAGGGCUGAACAGAGCCUCAUAGAUCUACAGGAACAACUGGAGCGAGCCCAGGAAGAGAAGCGUAAUGUUGCAGAGGAGAAACAGAACCUGGAGGAGAAGAUGAGGGAUGAGAUCAUGGGAGCACAGGAGGAAGCUCACCGUCUGCAUGAGCUGAGGCAGGGAGCUGUCACUGAGCUCAGCCGCCUCCGAUAUGCAGAAGAGGAGCUUGAACAGGUCCGUGGUGCACUGAAACAGGCGGAGAAGGACAUGCAGGCAAGUUGGACUGCUUCAGGGGCUCUCCAGCAGUGGCUGCAGCUAACGCAUGAGGUAGAGGUCCAGUACUAUAAUGUCAAGAAGCAGAGUGCCGAACAACAGCUUGCCACUGCUAAGGAAGAGGCAGAAAGGAUUAAGAAGAAGAGGAGUUCUGUGCUGGGAACUCUCCACGUUGCCCACAGCUCCUCUCUAGACCAGGUUGAUCACAAGAUCCUUGAAGCAAAGAAUGCUUUGUCUGAAGUGACAGCCUGCCUACGGGAGCGCCUCCAUCGCUGGCAGCAGAUCGAGCGCCUCUGCGGCUUCCCCAUUAUUAAGAAUCCUGGUCUAGCAAACCUCACCGCUCAGCUCUACUCAGACUCAAUUACCCUGGGUUUGCCCCGGGUUUCUCAGCCAUCUUGUUCAUGCCAUAGCUCUCUUCAUGGAUCUAUAGAGGAUCUGUUGGAAGAGUCUGCCUCUCCAGUCUUAUCACAAAUGGCAGUUCCAGCACUGAAGCGCUCUCCUCGAACACAAGGAUCCACCAUAUGUCGACCACGUCGUUCUGGUGUUAUCGCUCAGCCACCAGCUGCCUUGAUCUCCCCAGACCCUGACCUUCUCAUCCCCAUUCGAGCCCCUUACCCUUGUUUUGAUGAGGAAGAGGGGUUCUUCCGGAAAACUAUAAAGAAACAAGACUCCCAAGAGAUGUUCCCAGACACAGAUUAUAUGACAUCACCUCCCCUCAGCAAAAUAUUCCGCACUCCCGCUGUUGACUCUUCCUCUCAAAAGCUCUGUCAUGAUGAAACUGAGCUGCUUUCAGACACCUCUAUUACCAAGCCUUUGAGUAAAGAAGCAGAAGCUGUUAUUGAAUCUCCAGUUCGUAAAAUUUCUGUAGAAGAGCUUGAAGCUACUGUCGAAGCUGCCUGCAGGAAGAUGGGAAAAGAUAAAGUGCUGGAUACUUCUUUGGAAACCCCUUAUUUGAAGAUGUCCAAAGAAGAGUCCUUGAUAGAGGCCACAUCAAGAAAGAUAUCCCGAGACAGGAUGGAAGUUCCCAUGGAUGUUACAGUAAGAAAGGGGUUUUCUAGUGAAUUGGAUGUAGAAUUUCCAUCCAGGAGAGCAAAAAGAGAUAUGUUAGGGGAUUUGAUGGACACUGCUUCAAGGAAUAUUUACAGAGAAAGAAGUGAUUUACCUCUGGAUGUGAGAAAAAUUCUUUGGAAUGAAUUAGAAGCAUCAGCAGAGCAACAGGCACCAAGGAAAAUAUCAAGAGAUAUGAUGGGUACUUCAGUGGACAGCACCGCAAGAAAGAUAAUACGAGAUGAUGCUGAGCGUCCGUUUGACUCAGUACCCAGAAGACUUACAAGAGAUUCUAUGGGAAUGUCCCUAGACACUGGUUCUAGAAAGCUUCCAUGGAAUAAAGGAGAAUGCCAGCUUGAUUCCUCUGUGAGAGUGUUAGCAAUAGAAAAAAUGGUUGACAGCACUAGAACGCCACCGAGAAGGAUAUCUAGAGAUGAGAUGGAGUAUAGUACAGAUACUUCUUCCUUAAAGAUGCUACCCAGAGAGAAAUUUGAUGCACUUAUGGAUACCUCAUCUAAUAUAGAGAAGCAAGAGUUUGAUUUAGAGCCAUCAGCAAGUAGGAGAGUAUUGAGAGAUGAACUUGAGAUGUCGGCUGGUUCUCUCAGAAGGAGAAUAGCAAGAAUACCAAGAGAUGACAGGGACAGUUCUACAGACAAUCCCACGGGAAAGAUCUGGGAUAGAGUUGAUGUUCCAAUGGAAAUGCACAAACACUCCACACUGAGGGAGGAGUUGGGAGCAUCUGACUCAAGUUCAUCUCCAGGUCGAACUGUACAGCCUGACCUUAUGGUAACCUCCCAGGUGCCAUGGAAAUCUUCAUCAGACCUUUUCACUGUUGGCCCAUUGAGCCAGCUUGUGUAUGAUGGGAUCCUUGAGAAGUCCUGCAACUCCAUGGCAACAACCCCAACCAGUCUGUCUUCCUCAACACCUAACCUGCCUCAUAGCAAGCUGCCAGCAGAGGUGGACCCACCUCUGCCACCACCAAGGGUUGCCUUCUCAUACCAUGCAUCACUCCCCGAGACUGGAGAUGAAAGGAACAAGGAUAAGGAAAAGAGCAAGAAAUCCCUGAAGCUCAAAAAUCUUUUUAAAAAGAAAAAUGAGCCAACACCAGAGAAGCUUCAAAGUGAUCUUCAGAAACUCUGACAAUCAGCAGAGAAUAAUUUCUUUUUUUCUUUUUGUUAAUAAUUUAUUGAACCAGAAAAUGGCGUUUUCAAACCGCAUUGAAGACACCAGGUAGCAGUUUUAGAAAGCACAAUCUUACACAAAGCUGGACAUUUUUCAGAGCCAGUGGUCAAUAUUCACAUGAAAGCAGAGUAAAAGAAACAAUUAACGUAUUGAUGUUUCCAGUCACAGUUUGGUGUUAAAAUCACUGACAGAAUCAUGCCACACAUGUGAUGUCUAAUAUUUGCCUGUAAAAAUGUCAGGAAGAAAUAGUACAUUUGUGCACGAGUCAGUUGCAUAUGUAUAGCGAUCAGUCUGACACUCAGCAGAGAGUUUUUACAUAACUUAUUUUAUAUUUGAAGAUUAUUUCUUUUAUUAAGUCUUAUGUAGACAUGUGGUUGAUACCAUAUAUUAUUUUAGAUGUUGAUUCUUUUGAUGCUUUGCCUAUGGUUGGAGGAUUAAAUGGUGUUUGAACAGAUGCUGCUUCUCUGUAUGACAGAGGCAAUGAAUUCAAUUUAAACCUCCAACUAAGUAAAACUAAAAAAGCAUUCUGUUCUGAGAGAAAUUUGGUUAAAUUUAACAGUGUUUUUUAUAACAGUUUUAUCCCUUGAUCUUGAUUUGAAUCCCGUCAAUUUUGUCAAUUACCUUUUUAUUAUCAAUUAUCAAUCAAUGGAAUCCUGAGUAAACAGCACGUUUAAAACAGUUGUGAUCAUUUCACAUGAGAGAUUUCUAAAUUUGUGGGUUUUUUUCGUGGUCUCCUCAUUAGGUUAGGUAAGUUAGUGGGAAAAACUUGACAUCAUGAUGUUUUAGCAACAUUUGAAUUUGAAAAAGGGUGAGUUGAACAUUUCUUUGACCAUUAAAUUAUCAAACCACACUACAGUACUGCUGUAUAGUAUAAGUUUUGUGAAGUAUUUUUUUAAACGUUCUUAGACUUGCUUUUCUCUUUACUUUAUAUUUGAUUGUUUUCAGCAGCCUUAAACAUGUUUGACAGCUGAGAAGAUCAGCACUAAGAAAACAUGACCUGCAGGAAAGAAUACUUAGUUUUAUUUUUUAAAAAUGUUCCCUUUCAUAGCUUCAUUUAAUAUUUUAUCUAGAUCGUCCAAAAUCCAUACUGAAAGAGAUGUGUUAGUGUGGAUCUGUUGUAGUUGAGAGCUUUGGGCAUGGGUUUAGAGAGCCUCUUAUUAUCUCAAGAAUGAUCAAAAAUUCAAUUACCAUUUUACAACCAACAUCAGCACUUUUAAGGUGUGAUUAACUUUCAGAAUGUUGCAGAAAUAGAUACAAAAUAAAAUUUUUAUUACAUUGCUCCCUGAAGCACAUGCUGUCAUUACUGAAACUGCUAGCUGUUUUAUAUUUAUCUUGUGUGCACUACCAUUUAGCGCGGCGGUAGUGUUUUCUUGAAGUGCAGUGGGGCAUUUUUAAUAAUUGGUGUACAUGUAACAAACAAUUCUGGAAAUGGCUCAGUCUCAUCAUAGCCAGUGUGGACCCAUUUCAAAAAGGAUCAGUCCUGAUCCUGAUCCUGUUGAUCAGCUUGGGACAACCCAAGUUUUAUUGAAAACUUUCAUCCCAGGUUUGGAAAAUGCUCAAGAUUAGUUUACUUGCUAAUAUGGUAAAUGUGAAAAUAGUAUAGCUGUGUUUUUAUUUUCUAUGAGUGCAUUUAAAUGCAUAUUUUGAAUGCUUGAAUUGUUUGUUCAUGGAGGAUUUAUGUUUAUCUUUCAUUGUUUACAGGCAAAAAGCCGGUAUG
Messenger RNA from Toxotes jaculatrix (banded archerfish), 5619 nucleotides. RefSeq names its product tromal interaction molecule 2a (gene stim2a). The record is from RefSeq and is a predicted model, not a curated record. Gene Ontology annotation, biological process: activation of store-operated calcium channel activity; intracellular calcium ion homeostasis; store-operated calcium entry. Gene Ontology annotation, cellular component: plasma membrane; endoplasmic reticulum. The coding region runs from base 684 to 3860 and encodes 1058 amino acids. Gene Ontology annotation, molecular function: calcium ion binding; protein binding; calcium channel regulator activity. Lineage: Eukaryota; Metazoa; Chordata; Actinopteri; Toxotidae. The transcript is spliced from 12 exons.